Aspergillus pseudonomiae is the source of this 3642-nucleotide messenger RNA. RefSeq names its product chitin synthase class III (gene chsG). The coding region runs from base 626 to 3376 and encodes 916 amino acids. Lineage: Eukaryota; Fungi; Ascomycota; Eurotiomycetes; Eurotiales; Aspergillaceae. The record is from RefSeq and is a predicted model, not a curated record. The transcript has 5 exons. Gene Ontology annotation, cellular component: cell septum; cell periphery. Gene Ontology annotation, molecular function: chitin synthase activity.
CGUAUCCAAUUUUUUUUCUGAUUCGCAGUUGGUUGUGCUGUACGUACGUUCCUUUGACUUGCCUCUCGUUAGUAAUUUUCAUCCUUUUCCCUUUCUGCGAUCACCUGCCCCCUCAAAAUAAAAAUAUCCCAAACUCCUUUUCGGGAAAAUCUUCUUACCUUCUUUCCUCAGUUUAUACACGCUUUUUUUUCCCUUCUUCUUCUUGUCGCUUCGUGGUCCGCGAUUGAGUCUUGCACAGUGAUACUACUGUCUUCACUCAAUCCCGCACCUGUUUGAAUAGUACGCGGGCUUCUUUGAUAGCCCUGGCGGCGUCUUCCACGUUCCUGCUGUGCCCGCGCCCCUCAGCCAGCUGUCCCUGAAAUUCUUCGACAUUUCAGGUGCUGUCUACACUUCACUUCCUACGACGUCGUCUUUCGAUCCGUGCAACCUCUCGCGGUUCGGUUCAUGUUUGUUGUCACGUUGACCGAGUAGUAUACAAUUGUUCUGUUUGACGUUCCUCCGGUCCGGGGAUCUUAUUACCUCCUUGUUUUUCUGAUACCCCUUUCCGUUUUUCCUUGCGCUCGGUGUCCGCCCCCUCUUUACUUUUUCGCGAGUGCAGUUCGCGCGUUAGUAUCGGUUUGUAACCAUGGCCUACCAACCGCCUGGUAAUAAUAAUGGUGCUCAGUCACCAAGCUACAACGACAGCGGUCAUCGACUGGAAGACCUGCCCCAAGGCGCCACUUAUGAAGAAGAAGCGUCCAGAGGACUGCUUUCCAACCAACAGGGCGGUCCUUUCGGUGGUCCUUUCGACGACCCUCAUCAGCGUGGCACCUCGCCCGUUCGACCCACGUCGGGAUACAGCUUGACGGAAACAUAUGCUCCGGACGCGGGCUUUCAUGACCCUUACAGCACGACGGGUUCGGUUUACUCUGGCCAAUCGGCAGAAAACCCCGCGGCUGCCUUUGGCGUCCCCGGUCGUGUAGCUUCUCCCUACGCUCGGAGUGAAACCUCCUCCACGGAAGCAUGGCGCCAGCGCCAGGCUCCAGGAGGUGCCGGCGGCGGUGGUCUCAGACGUUACGCGACCAGAAAGGUCAAGCUGGUGCAGGGUUCCGUCCUCAGUGUCGACUACCCCGUUCCCAGUGCCAUCCAGAACGCUAUCCAAGCCAAGUAUCGGAAUGACCUGGAGGGUGGCAGCGAGGAGUUUACCCACAUGCGAUACACCGCUGCGACAUGUGAUCCCAAUGACUUUACUUUGCACAAUGGUUACAAUCUGCGUCCCGCCAUGUAUAACAGACAUACCGAGUUGUUGAUUGCGGUUACCUACUAUAACGAAGAUAAGACUCUCACCUCUCGUACCUUGCAUGGUGUGAUGCAGAAUAUUCGCGACAUUGUGAACCUCAAGAAGUCUGAGUUCUGGAACAAGGGUGGACCGGCCUGGCAGAAGAUUGUGGUCGCCUUGGUCUUUGACGGUAUCGAUCCUUGUGAUAAGGACACGUUGGAUGUCCUCGCCACCAUCGGUAUCUAUCAGGACGGUGUCAUGAAGCGUGACGUCGACGGCAAGGAGACCGUAGCUCAUAUUUUCGAAUACACGACCCAAUUGUCUGUGACACCGAACCAGCAACUUAUCCGGCCCACUGAUGAUGGCCCCACCACCUUGCCCCCCGUGCAGAUGAUGUUCUGUUUGAAGCAGAAGAACAGCAAGAAGAUUAACUCGCACAGAUGGCUUUUCAACGCCUUUGGUCGUAUUUUGAAUCCGGAAGUUUGUAUCCUUCUGGAUGCCGGUACCAAGCCCGGCCAGAAGUCCCUCUUGGCGCUGUGGGAGGGCUUCUAUAACGACAAGGAUCUGGGAGGUGCUUGUGGUGAAAUUCACGCAAUGUUGGGUAAAGGCUGGAAAAACUUGAUUAACCCCCUGGUCGCGGCACAGAACUUCGAGUACAAGAUCAGUAAUAUUCUCGACAAACCCCUGGAGAGUUCAUUCGGUUAUGUCAGUGUGUUGCCUGGUGCUUUCUCUGCCUAUCGUUUCCGUGCUAUCAUGGGCCGGCCCCUCGAGCAAUAUUUCCAUGGUGAUCACACACUUUCGAAGCAACUGGGUAAGAAGGGUAUUGAGGGUAUGAACAUCUUCAAGAAGAACAUGUUCUUGGCCGAAGAUCGUAUUCUCUGUUUCGAAUUGGUCGCCAAGGCUGGCUCCAAAUGGCACUUGUCGUAUGUCAAGGCCUCCAAGGGUGAAACUGAUGUCCCAGAAGGUGUUGCUGAAUUCAUUUCUCAACGUCGUCGUUGGUUGAACGGUUCUUUCGCCGCCGGUCUCUAUUCGCUCAUGCAUUUCGGUCGGAUGUACAAGAGUGGACACAACAUCAUCCGUAUGUUCUUCUUGCACAUUCAGAUGUUGUACAACGUUUUCAACACUAUCCUUACAUGGUUCUCUCUGGCAUCAUACUGGUUGACCACCACCGUCAUCAUGGACUUGGUCGGAACGCCCAGUGAAAGCAACGGUAACAAGGGUUUCCCCUUCGGUAAAGAUGCGACCCCAAUUAUCAACACGAUUGUGAAAUAUAUCUACCUCGGCUUCUUGCUCUUGCAGUUCAUUCUCGCUCUCGGUAACCGUCCCAAGGGAUCUCGCUUCUCGUACUUGACGUCCUUUGUUGUAUUCGGUAUCAUUCAGAUCUACGUUGUCGUCGACGCUCUGUACUUGGUCGUUCGUGCGUUCAGUGGCAGUGAUGCGAUCGAUUUCGUUACCGAUAAGGGUGUCGGCGAGUUCCUUAAGUCAUUCUUCUCGUCUUCCGGUGCCGGUAUCAUCAUCAUCGCCUUGGCUGCUACUUUCGGUCUCUACUUUGUCGCUUCCUUCAUGUACCUGGACCCUUGGCACAUGUUCACCUCGUUCCCCGCCUAUAUGUUCGUUCAGUCGUCCUACAUCAACGUCCUUAACGUGUACGCGUUCAGCAACUGGCACGAUGUCUCGUGGGGUACCAAGGGUGCUGAUAAAGCCGAUGCACUCCCGUCUGCAACGACCACGAAGGAGGAUGGUGGCAAGGAAGCUGUCAUUGAGGAAAUCGAUAAGCCCCAGGCUGAUAUUGACAGUCAAUUUGAAGCCACGGUCAAGCGCGCUCUUACCCCCUACGUGCCCCCUGUGGAGAAGGAUGAGAAGUCCUUGGAUGAUUCCUACAAGAGUUUCCGUACCCGUCUCGUGACGUUGUGGAUCUUCAGUAAUGCCUUUUUGGCGGUGUGCAUUACCAGUGACGGUAUGGACAAGUUUGGAUUCACGAACACCGCUACCGACCGUACAUCGCGUUUCUUCCAGGCUCUUCUGUGGUCGAACGCUGCUGUUGCACUUGUCCGUUUCAUUGGUGCCUGUUGGUUCCUGGGUAAGACGGGUCUCUUGUGCUGCUUUGCUCGUCGGUAAAGAAGAGGCACGAUUUGUAAUGAAAAACUGGGUGUCUUGUUCCCUAUGUGGAUUACAGGGCCUGGGGGAGUUAUUCUUUGGCACAUUUUUGUCGCAAUUUUGUAUUCUACAUACGAUCCGUUCUUUGUGUUUCGAUUACUCGAACUGUUUUCGUUUCGCUGUCAUGGUUUGGUUUAAGCGGUCCAAAUGGCCGCCGACACUUAUGUUUUCUAUAAAGUCUUAGCGGUUAGAAUCAAAUAGGGUGCAUUGAUGGCGCAACUUAACAA